This is a messenger RNA of Oncorhynchus nerka (sockeye salmon), 5945 nucleotides long. RefSeq names its product cationic amino acid transporter 3-like. The coding region runs from base 216 to 2156 and encodes 646 amino acids. Gene Ontology annotation, cellular component: plasma membrane. Gene Ontology annotation, biological process: L-arginine import across plasma membrane; L-ornithine transmembrane transport. The record is from RefSeq and is a predicted model, not a curated record. The transcript is spliced from 12 exons. Gene Ontology annotation, molecular function: L-lysine transmembrane transporter activity; L-arginine transmembrane transporter activity; L-ornithine transmembrane transporter activity. Lineage: Eukaryota; Metazoa; Chordata; Actinopteri; Salmoniformes; Salmonidae.
UGGUACGGUACAUUAGCGUGUGUUGUAUCAAGUUUUUAGACCGACAAGUCACACCUUUUUUUCGGACUGUAAAGUUCAAUCAGAAGACCAAUUGUUUUCAUCUUGCUGAUCGCAAUUUAUUUUGGGGCCGAUCAAUUCCUCAGUAGAUUGUCCUCUUCCUCAGUUGGCUGUAAGAAGAUCCUUCAUCUCCUCUUGAUUUGGUGACCUGUCCUAUCAUGGCUGAAAAGCUAGCGUCCUUCGGUAAGAUGCUGCUCCGGCGACGGGCGCUGGACUGUAACCAGGAAGAGAGCCACUUCGCCCGCUGCCUGACCACGCUGGACCUUAUUGCCCUGGGGGUGGGUGCCACUCUGGGGGCCGGCGUCUAUGUGCUGGCUGGAGAGGUGGCCAGGGAGAAGGCCGGCCCAGCCAUCGUGCUCUGCUUCCUCAUCGCAGCGCUCUCCUCUGUCCUUGCUGGUCUGUGUUAUGCUGAGUUUGGUGCUCGUGUGCCCAAGACUGGUUCAGCCUACAUGUACAGCUAUGUGACUGUGGGGGAAAUCUGGGCCUUCAUCACUGGCUGGAACCUCAUCCUCUCCUAUGUCAUAGGCACAGCCAGUGUUGCUCGGGCCUGGAGCUCCACCUUUGACAACCUGGUUGAACAGAAGAUCUCAGACUUCUUCAGAGCCUCCAUGUCCAUCAAGGUCCCUGGGAAGAUUCUUGCUGAAUACCCAGACCUCUUCGCCUUCAUCCUGAUCUUGCUGCUCACUGGCCUGCUGGCGUUUGGCGUUAGCGAGUCGGCCCUGGUGAACAAGAUCUUCACGGGGGUCAACCUGGUGGUGCUGGGCUUCGUCAUCAUCUCAGGCCUGGUGAAGGGAGACCGUACCAACUGGAACCUCACUGUGGAGGACUUUGUCAACACAACCAACAUCACUGAUCCAGAGAUAAUUAAAGAGAAGUUUGGCACCGGGGGUUUUGCUCCAUUUGGCUUCAGUGGAGUCCUGUCUGGGGCAGCAACCUGCUUCUAUGCCUUUGUGGGGUUCGACUGCAUCGCAACAACAAGUGAAGAGGCCAAGAACCCUAUGCGUUCCAUCCCCAUCGGUAUCGUGGCUUCUCUGCUCAUCUGUUUCUUUGCCUACUUCGGGGUGUCUGCGGCUCUCACCCUUAUGAUGCCCUACUACCUGCUGAACAGAGAGAGCCCACUGCCAGAGGCCUUCAGUUAUGUGCACUGGGACCCUGCCCGCUACAUCGUGGCUGUGGGCUCCCUCUGUGCCCUCUCCACCAGUUUACUGGGCUCAAUGUUCCCCAUGCCCCGCGUAAUCUAUGCCAUGGCUGAGGACGGCCUGCUCUUCCGCUUCCUCUCAAAGAUGAACAUAAAAACCAAGACCCCCCUGUUAGCCACCAUCGUGUCGGGUAUUGUAGCAGCCCUGAUGGCAUUCCUGUUUGAUCUGGCAGCCCUGGUAGACCUGAUGUCGAUAGGAACUCUCCUGGCAUACACACUAGUGGCAGUGUGUGUGCUUAUCCUCAGGUACCAGCCGGGUACCCUGGGCCUCAGCGGUGCCAGUGAGAAGCUGGUGGAGCUGGUGGGUCUGCGGAGGGCAACCAUGGCGGAGGGGGACAGUGGAGACGAGUUUGACCAGGAGGGUGAGGGGGAGACCAGGCCCCUCAGGGAGAGGUUCACCCUCAAGAUGCUGCUGGUGCCCAGCUGUGAGGUCCCCACCAAGACCUCCGGACUUAUCGUGUACAUCACUACCGCUGUCAUCUCUGUGGUAUUCACCCUGCUGUGCGUAGUGCUGGCUGUGUGGGGGGCAGAGGUGGUGAGUGGCCACCCCCUGUGGGUCACCAUAUGUGCCAUACUGGCCUUCUUCGCCUUCCUGUGUGUGGCCAUCAUCUGGAGACAGCCCCCGAGCAGACAGGCACUCACCUUUAAAGUACCCCUGCUCCCAGUGCUGCCAUUGGUCAGUAUCUUUGUCAACAUUUACCUCAUGAUGCAGCUGGAUGGGCCAACAUGGUGUCGCUUUGCAGUGUGGAUGACUAUUGGUUUUCUCAUCUACUUUGGUUAUGGGAUUAAGAACAGCUCAGAGGCCUCACCCAACCGUGGUAAAUUUGAGACAGUCCUCCGAUCAAAGAGUCCCAUCUACCUGGCAGAGGAUGACAGUGAGGUGGAAGGGAUGACACCUUAGAGGAGAAUAGUGGUGGAGUAGAUGGUGUACGCCCCAACAACAUAACACGCAAGACGAACAGGUGCACGGUCUCAUCGCGUUAAUUUUCAACUGUCGGGGCAUUGUGCUACAACCGACUGUCUUCUCCUUUGUUGAUAUUUGGUCAUUCCUAUAAUGUAGAGAGACCCUCACAUGCUAAAUGGAUUUUGGAUGUACAGUAUCAGUCAAAAGUUUGGACAUCUACUCAUUCAAGGGUUUUAUUUGUAUUAUUUUCUACAUAGUAGAAUAAUAGUGAAUACAUCACACCUAUGGAAAGCACACAUGGAAUCAUGUAGUAAGCAAAAAAGUGUUAAGUCUAAAUAUAUUUUAUAUUUGAGAUUCAUCAAAGUCACCACCCUUUGCAUUGAUGACAGCUUUGCACACCUAUGGCAUUCUCUCAACUAGCUUCAUGAGGUAUUCACCUGGAAUGCAUUUCAAUUAAGUGUGCCUUGUUAAAAGUUCAUUUGUGGAAUUUCUUUCCUUCUUAAUGUGUUUAAGCCAAUCACUUGUGUUAUGACAAGGUAGGGGUGGUAUAUAGAAUAUAGCCCUAUUUAGUUAAAGACCAAGUCCAUAUUAUGUCAAGAACAGCUAAAAGAAGCAAAAUGAAACGACGGUCCAUCAUUACUUUAAGACAUGAAGGUCAGUCAAUCCGGAAAUUGUCAAGUACUUUGAAAGUUUCUUCAACUGCAGUCGCAAAAACAUCAAGCGCAAUGAUGAAACUGGCUCUCAUGAGGAUCGCAACAGGAAAGGAAGACCCAGAGUUACCUCCGGUGCAGAGGAUAAGUUCAUUAGAGUUACCAGCCUCAGAAACUGCAGCCCAAAUAAAUGCUUAAGCGUUCAGGUAACAGACACAUCUCAACAUGAACUGUUCAGAGGAGACAGCAUGAAUCAUACCUUCAUGGUUGAAUUACUGCAAUAACAAAAAACACUACUGAAGGACACCUAUAAUAAGAAGAGACUUGCUUGGGCUAAGAAAAAUGAGUUGUAGACAUUAGACCGGUGGAAAUCUGUCCUUUGGUCUGAUGAAUCAAAAUUUGAGAUUUUUGAUUCCAACCCACGUGUCUUUGUGAGAUGCAGAGUAGGUGAGCGGGUGUGGUUCCCACCGUGAAGCGUGGGGGUGCUUUGCUGGUGCACUGUCAGUGAUUUAUUUAGAAUUCAUGGCACACUUAACCAGCAUGGCUACCACAGCAUUCUGCAGCGAUACGCCAUCUCAUCUGGUUUGCGCUUAGUCCCACUAUCAUUUGUUUUUCAACAGGACAAUGACCCAAAACACACCUCCAGGCUGUGUAAGGGCUAUUUGACCAAGAAGGAGAGUGAUGGAGUGCUGCAUCAGAUGACCUGGCCUCCACAAUCACCCAACCUAACCCAAUUGAGAUGGUUUGGGAUGAGUUAGACUGCAGUUGAAGGAAAAGCAACCAAUCAAGGGCUCAGCAUAUGUGUGAACUCCUUCAUGACUGUUGGAAAAGCAUUCCAGGUGAAGCUGGUUGAGAGUGUGCAAAGCUGUCCUCAAGGCAAAGGCUGGCUACUUUGAAAAAUCUCAAAUCAAAAUAUAUUUGAUAUAUUUAACACUUUUCUUUGGCUACAUGAUUCCAUGUCUUAUUUCAUAGUUUUGAUACCUUCACUAUUAUUCUACAAAGUAAAAAAUAAAGAACCUUGAAUGAGUAGGUGUGUAUUAACUUUUGACUGGUACUGUAUGUGCACUGAGAUAUACACUGAUUGUACAAAACAUUAAGAACACCUGUGAUUUCCAUGACAGUCUGACUUGGUGAAAGCUACAGUCCCUUAUUGAUGUCACUCCAAUCAGUGUAGAUGAAGGGGAGGAUACAGGUUAAAGAAGGAUUCUUAAGCAUUGAGACAUUGUCUAUGUGUGCCAUUCAGAGGGUGAAUGGACAAGAUUUAUGUGCCUUUUGAACAGGUUAUGGUAGUAGGUAAGAGGCACACUGCUGGGUUUUUCAUGCUCAACAGGUUUCUAUGUGUAACAAAAAUGAUCCACCACCCAAAGAACACUUAGCCUACUUGAAACAACUGUGGGAAGCAUUAGUGUCAACAUGGGCCAGCAUCCAUGUGGAACUCUUUCGACACCUUGUAGAGUCCAUGCCCUGACGGCAAAAGGGAGGGGAGCGUGCAACUUAAUAUUAGGAAGGUGUUCUUAACGUUUUGUACGCUCAGUGUAUACUCGAUCAACAUGAACUUGCCAAAUUUCUGCAUAUCUAACCAUUUGAAAGCUUUUUUUGUAUUAAAUAUGUCAUUUAGGUGGUACAAAUGGCAUGCCACAGAGUUCCUCCAUGUUUAAUGUGUUAUUCUCGUGCCUGGUUGUUUCUGCCUGAAUUCAGCCAUUUUCCCCAAAAUGGUGUCUGAUAUCCACUGUCUUUGCCCUGUGAGUUACUGCUGAGUACAGUAAGCACACCAACAGGGUAUGUCGUGUGUCCUCCUGUCCAUAUAGGUAAAUUACUAUGGUAUUAUUUGUGUUCUUUGGGGACAGGCAAUACCAAGGAGAGGGUCAAACCACCCCAGAACUCACUGUCUGCACUUUAGAGAGAUGCUUGACAAUGAAAUUAAAUUUUGUAAAACUUGGUCCUUACCCAAAAGAUGGUAAUAUUUUUAAUUUUUUAAGAAUUUAUCAUUUUAGAAUAGAGAAUAUUUUUUUAAACAAUCAUUAAUUUGAAUUUUGUUUUCAUAUUUAUACAUAGAUAUGUAUGCUAUAUUUGUUAAUUAUUGGAAGAGCUGCCCAAAUAAUUAUUCAAUUUAAAAUUAUGCUCUUAACUGUAGAGAGAAAUAACUUAUUUUUGUACCAUGAUGAUCGACAAACUCUACCAAAUAGAGAGAUGUCUAUAGGAAGGUACACUGAAGAAAAAUGCUGAUAUUCCUUGGAGCCCAAAACUGGCACUACUGAAAGGUAGAGAAAGGAUUACAAUACAUUAGCCUAGUAUGAAAGGGCUUACAGGUUUCAUUCCUGUUUUAAGGUCUUAAUCUCGUGGUACAUGUUACUUACAUGAUUGAUUCCAUGUAUAAUUUUGUACAUAACUGUUUUGUAUAUAAUUGUGUCAUUGAUAGAUGGGCCUGGGUUUUAAUCUCUUAACUCUGAGUGUCUAACUGAAUGUAUUAAUAACAUGAACUGAAAACCCCACCAGCCUCAGUCCAAUUUUGUUUCUAGACACUUUGCUGUGGUGUUCAAAUCAACUUGUGUUUUUUCUGUUUUAACUAUGUGCCUCAAUUUAUUUGCUCACUUCAAGGGUAUGUAUGUAACUGUUAUUUGUAUUCUAUGCCUAUUUACGAGAUGUGGAAAUGGUCACAUCACAGAUAAUCAAUUCAAAUUGGUAUCCCUUCAUAUUAUUGCGAUUUAAAUGACCAUUUUAAGAUCAAGACUGGCCAGUCUUAUGUAAAAAUGGCCUAGAAAACACUACAAAUAGCUGUGAGUAAAAGUCUACAAUAUGGUAUUUUUGUAUUUUAUUUUUAUGCUUCCAGGGGGCUCAAAGCUUGUUACAGAAUCAUGUUGCAAAGAAAAGUCUUGCACAUUACGUCAGUGUCUCAUACAAGGUUUUGUGGAGUGAGUUACAAUACUAGGAUGUUUACAAACUACCUUGGUCAUCAGAACAGUAUUUGAGAAAAUAUAAAUUGUGUUGUACUAACUAUUUCAUGUCCAUUUGUACUCUUACUGAUUUUAAAGCAUAGUAGAACAGUACAUGUACUAUCUGUAAAUGUGUCAAGAGAAAUUACUGUAUAUAAUCAAUGUGUUUUUUUUUUAAGUAAAUUUGAAUCCUCAAAUGAAAA